AUGUCGACACCGUCCUCCGUCGACCAAACGGUCCAGAGGGACCAUCUCCCCCCUUCACCUGGCCAGGCCGUCACCCCUGGACCAUCUCACACCCUCCAGAAGGAGGGCCUCAACAAAGGUGAAGUCAGCAAAGACGGCUCCACCUUGCCAUCAGGCCCCAACACACCUGAGGCGACGGGUGAGAUCCCCGACCUGUCACCUUCUCUCUCUCUCUCACCUUCCACCCCCGACCUCUCAUCAUCCACCUUCUCCUCCUCACCCCACUCCUCCAACAACUACGACAGCCCUCCGGAGGCGUCGUCGUCGGAUCACUCCGACUACUAUCUCGAGUCCUCGGAGGAGGAGGACGAGAUCUACGGCAGCGAGGAUGAGAGCGACAACGUGCCAGAGGGCACGACACUAGCUGCCGCAGAGGAGCCCGCCACCAGAAGGUGGCAAUACCAGUACUUCCGCUCCCAGCCCGACACGUGCCUGGGCGGCGGCUGGGCCCCCGGCAGCCCGCUGCCCAACCGGACGUACGCGAACGAGCACAUCGCGGUGGCCGAGUCGCCCCUCCAGGGCCACGGGGUCUUCGCGGCGGCCGACAUCAAGGGGGGCACGGAGGUGCUCAUGGAGGCGCCGCUGCUCCGCGGCAGGGGCCUGGGGAGGCUCUGCGCGGGGCGCGCCCGCCUGGACGGCGAGGGGAGGGCCGUCUACGACGGGCUCGUGGGGUACCACGAGAGCGACACGUGCCCGGUGCGGAAGAGGUGGAGUGCGAACUCCUUCGACCUCGCCGGGGGCUACAACGGCGUGUUCGCAAUCGCCUCCAACUUCAACCACGCGUGCAGGACACGGAGGAACACCAGCUACGAGUGGGACGAGCGGAAGGGGCUGAUGACCUUCACGGCCAUCAGGGACAUCGAGAAGGGGGAGGAGUUGCUGGUCUCGUACUGCAACUACCGGCACGUGCUCAAGGCCGUGUACGGCUUUGUCUGCCACUGCGGUGGCUGCGAAAACCAGGCAGUCGACCUGUGA
Diaporthe batatas is the source of this 1014-nucleotide messenger RNA. RefSeq lists its product as uncharacterized. Gene Ontology annotation, molecular function: protein binding. The coding region runs from base 1 to 1014 and encodes 337 amino acids. Lineage: Eukaryota; Fungi; Ascomycota; Sordariomycetes; Diaporthales; Diaporthaceae. The record is from RefSeq and is a predicted model, not a curated record. The transcript is spliced from 3 exons.